Molecule: messenger RNA, 18432 nt
Organism: Prorocentrum cordatum
Lineage: Eukaryota; Dinophyceae; Prorocentrales; Prorocentraceae
Source: the annotation of a GenBank genome assembly
GUCGACCUCGAGAGGCCAGAUGCCGGCAAGACUGCCUCUCGAGGGACCAGCGACCACGCGCGGCUCGGCGUGUUCCUUGCGACCCUGGCCGCGGCCUUCCUGAGCUGCCUCAUGAGGCCGGAGCGCCGGGAGGCCAGAGCAGAGGUCUGGCCCUCCGCACGGGCACUGCCGCUGCCCGUGGCUAGCGGCCAGGGUAGGCCUCGACCGUUCGCGGACUUCGUACUCGACGCGCUGGUCGGGGCCCGGCUGUCGAGGGCGAUGCCGCCGAGGGCGCGUAGGUACGCGAAGUGCUUGAUGGAGCGCUGCCAACCACGGCUACCUAGCAACAAGGACCCAGUGGAGCUACGAGCCACGUUCGCGCAGCCCUGCAACCGGGAACUCGCGAGCGCUACGCUCAGCGAGUGCGAAGAAUUCUUCGCCGCCGCGCGCGCCCUCGCAGCUGCCGCCGCGCGCUGCGGCUCACGGACCAGCGUGCCCGACGCUGCGCUCGAGGCAGCGCCUCGGGGGCCGAUGGCGCGGGCCCAGCCGGACUGUUGGGCCCUGACGGGCGUCGUCUCGCUCGUCGGCAGGGUGUUCGCCGUCGCGGGGCACUCGGCCUCGCUCCUCGUGCCGCCGCCGCCCUCCUGGGGGCGCGAGCCCCCGCGGCUCUCGCUGCUCUCCAUCCGCCUGCUCGGCCUCAACAGCAGCCGCUCGCGCGCGGGCCGGAAGGCUGGCCAGGGGGAGACCGACUUGAAUUUGGAGGCGAUCGGGGAAGCCGGCCUGCCCCCCGAGCGGCGCGAGGGCGAGCCCCGGCCGCCCGCGGGCAGCCGGCCCUGGCCUGGGGAGGGGCCCGCGCCCCACUGGGCCCACUCGCUGCUGCCGUGCUGCUCCGAGGCCCUCGCAGCGAAUCCCAUGCGCCGCGAGACCGAGAAGCGCUAUCCCCGCUUACUCCAGGCCCGCGGCGCUGCCAACCUCAUCUCGGAGGCGGAGGUGGCGUUUGCGUCCACGCGUUCGCGCCCCAGACUAGGUCGCAUCUGCUGCAGCCAGCGCGCGGCCGUGCAGCUUGGCCGCGACAUCCAGAUUAUUUCAUUGGAGUGGAAGCCCCAGGUCUCCGACCACAGGUCGGUGCUGUUCUCGCGCCGAUUGUCGCAGCUACCCCCGACGGCGGUUGACCCCGAGGGCCGCCUUGGUGUAACCGUGAGAUUCUCGAGGGCGGCGGAAGCUGGGGCGAUGGGCUGCAGUUCCCGGCGCCUGGAGCGCCGCCCGCGCCUUCGUCCGCUGCCGCCGAUUCCGCCCGACGUCAAGUGCACGGCCGCGCGCGGCCCCCAGCCCGUGAGGGACUUGGCGGUAAAGUUGGCGAGGGGGCAUGGUCUGGGCGAGGCGGGGCGCGCCCGUCGGGGCUCCAGGCCAGGGGCAGCGCGCUCUCUUGUCGCAGGAAGCAGCGCGCGCAGCGCCUUCUCUCUCGUCUUCUCCCUGGGCAGCCUACAGGCGCUCGCGCUGUCCAGGAUCACCUCGCAGAGCCUGCGGACAUUGCCCCGGGCCUGGGCCGGCACUGGGGGGGGCGCCUCCAAGGCGCAGGGUGCGAACAGCGAUUUAUUUCGGGAAUGGCUCGCGGAGGGCACCGAGCACCUCGAGACGCAUGGCCCCGCUCAUGCUGGCUUGGCCGACCUGCGACUCGCGCGGGGGCUCGCGCGGCGCGCCAUCCGUUGCUCGAACAUCUCCGCGCCGGGACCAGGCGGCAUCCCUUAUGCCGCACGGAGCGCUCUGGCAGACCUCGCGGUGGAUGCUCUUUUCGACGCCGCGAGUCUUGACAAUGCUGCGAGCGUCACGGCUGUGCAGGAGGAGCCCAAGGCAAAGAUUCUGCAGACGGAGUUUCACAUUUCGAUGUUGGUGAAGGUUGGCUCCAUUUACCGGGACGUCAGUUUGGAGUUCCCCUGCCCGUUGCAGGUCAUGGACAGAGCCACGGGCGAGACCUACGUUCAUUGCCUCGGCUGGCAGGGCAGGAAAGGCUUGGACGACAUCUCUACCAGAUCCAUGCGGCGCGAUCGGCACGUGAUGAGCGAUUCUGACAGUGCUGUGCUGCGGGGCGAGCGGUGCCUCGCUACUAAGCGCCCUGACGUUGGCGUGGCGCAGGGCUUCUGCAGGCUGCAUCGCAUUUCGGCGAUUGCCUCCAGCGGGAUCGACAAGUUUAUGAAGGACGAUGUCAGUGGAAUUAUCAACAUAGCCUUAUCGUUGAAGGCUUCGGGGGCCAUGCGAGUAUUUCGCCGCGCUCUCAGGGCAGUCAUUCGUGCGCGACUUGUCGUGCUCAGGGGUUCGCCUGGUUAUGUUGCAGAUCGUCGCAGGGCUAAGCUGCUCGACGUCUUCUGUCCGAUCCACCCUGGCAACCGCCCCUCUUUCAUCGAUAGGGCCAUCGUGCAGCUCUGCGCCAAUGGUAAUUGGGACAACAAACAGAGAUUCGAAGUCUAUGUCACAGGUGAAUACGACUACGAGGAGGUGGUUCAUUACGUUUGCGUUCAUUUCGUGAAAGUGGUGGCUGGACGUUGCUUCCGACCAUACCCGAGGUCGCGAUGGACAGGCGCAAGGGGUGCGCUGGAGAGGCUCGGGCUGUUGAUGAAUAUCCAUGGGUUGUUCCAGGAGGCAUACGUGGUGUUCUGCAAGAGUUACAACGUGCGCGUUCCGCAGGAGCACCAGGGGCAGAUGCUUCCGAUCGUUGACGAUGUUGACCAGACAGCCCAGAACUCCGAAGGGCAUCUCCCCGUGGACCACAAGAGCGAUGCCAAUGCCCAGUUCAUCAAGCAGAGGAAGCAGUACAUGAAGGUCGGGCUUGAAUUCAGUGUCUGCGUUUCGGCGCCAGCGAAGUUGGUCGUCAUGACGAUGGUUGUUGAGCCGCAGCAGGCUCUCAUGCAAUCUGCCAUCGACUUGGCGGGCAAGGCGUGGGAGAGGAAGCAGAACGCUCGCCACGCGUAUGCAGUGCAGCAGGGCUUGGACGCAAAAUCGAGGCGGUUCAGAGUGCAGGAGGCGCACGGCGUCGCUCAGGAAACGAAGUACAAGGAUGAGGUGACCGACUUUCUGAAUUUCCCCAAUCGCACGUACCGGCUUGCCUUCGAUAGCAUUCGAGAUAACGACAUGUCCUACAUGGGUCGGAUGCUGGGCAUGUGCCCGAGGUGCCGUUUCGACCCCUGGACGUUGAAGCUCGUUGAGCACUACGGCGAUGACAUCUGCACCGAGCGCGCCGUCAUCGACGUUGUCACCAGGGCAAUGCACGAGGAAGUUGACAAUGCGAGAAGGGAGGCUACUCAUGCGAGCAUCCGUCGGGACGUGAUCAAGGCGUCAUGCCAAUCGCCAACGAUAGAGCUCGGUUUGGCCAGCGGCCGCUUCGUGGACAGGAAGGGCAAGCAGAUCUGCGACUGCAAAUCCCUGGAGGCCCGCGGCGAUGACCAGACUGGGGAGGCUAGCGGCACCGAGGAGCCAGCGCCGAAAAGGUCCAGGGGGCCAUGUGGAGGCGCAUGCAGGGCGUGGCUGAGCGAGCAGCUCCGAGGCGUGCCCAGAGCGGAGCAGGACCUCAAGGGCAUCCACGACGCGUACAAGCAGCAGACGCCAGAGGAGAGGCUUAAAUACACUAAGGAUGGAGCUGCAGCCACGCAAGCUGGUCGAGAAGGAGUUGCAAAACCAUUCGGCCCCGAUGCUCAGGAUGUUCAGAGGGCCUUGCAUCGCGAUGCGCGCCGCGAAGAACUGCGGGUGAUGAAGGAAUGCGUUGCCGACCGCAUGAGGGCGCAAGUACAUGACGAACAGCAGCCGCCGCAUUUGUCAUAUUCGAGCUUGGCUGUGCUGCCCACUGGUGCUAAUACAUUCGCCUGCAUUGCAGACGGCGUCGCACAGGCCCGCAGGACCAGGCACAUCGCAGACAAGAAGCGCGCGCUGGAACAGAAGCUUUACGACGAGGCCUUGGCGGCGCAUACAGGGCAAUCUGAUGUUUCGGCCGAGACAUUGGAAGUUGUUUCUGGCGUCUGCAUGUCGGGUUUGCCACUCACUACGGCAUGGGAGCACCGACCCCCUUUAACUUCGACGGUCAAGUCAGCUUGCUGGAUGCCUCGGUCAGCCAGAGAUUUGGCCAAGCUCGUGGCGAGCCUAGACUCGUCGUCCAAUCCCGCUUGCAGGCGCAUUGCUUCGGUCCUGGACUCGGAUUGGGAGACGCGCCACCUCGUCGUCCAGCAUGACAAGUGCGAACAGUUCGGCAAGAUGCCAAAUACACGCUCGACGUGUUGGAUUAUCAACCGCUGCUGCUGCCGCGGGGAUAAACUUCUACUUAAGGCCAUGGUGUCUGGACUGUACGCGUGCCUCAGUCGAGAUUUUCCGACAGGUAAGCCUGCUAGACACGAUCUGCAGCAAGGUUGGUUUGUCGCGUGCAUCGUCAGUCGGGCGCCUGAGCCAUUGGCGGAGGAAGAGGCGGAGGAUCACGUCACUCAAACAUGGUGGUUGCACAUUUCGUUUCAGAGCCUGAGCCCUUUAUUUGCAGUGUAUACGGGCAUGUGCUCAGACAGUUCCAUCGAGGACGACUUUGUCAAGCUCGAGGCCGAGGAGGCCAUUUGCUGCGACUACGACGUUAUGGAUAACAUAAGGGAUGAAGUUGGAUACGGGGCUGCGUUGCAUCGCCGAUAUUAUCGCCUCAUCGCUUCUGAAGCCCUCGUCGGCGCGACCCAGCCGAAGUUCCAGGAGGCGCGCGCUGUCGGGGAGGAGCUGUGCUUUUGGCUUGGGUCGGUGAUUUACAAGAGAUCGGCUGCCUUCCUAAGGUCGCAAGCAGCUGCUCGCGGUGGCGCCCCUGGGCACGGCGGUGACCUGCACGGCGCCGAGGGCGAGGGUGCAGAGGUUGGCAUCGACAACGGGGACGAGCACAAGGACCAUGGAGACCUCGACGUUCACGUCGACGGCAUCCACGGCGAGGGGGGUCUGCAUGUCCCUGCUGAAGUGCACCUCAACAUCGGAUGCGGCGAGAUCGUGUACUACGCGACCACCCAGAGGUUCGUGGCCUACUGCAGGGACUGCGGGCACGCCAAGUGCAGUCGUGAGCGGACGGCGCUUGCAGGGAACCGGGCCGCCACAGGUCGGCCUGUAGGCUUCUUGGCGGCCUGGCUCUUGGACGGCCACAACUGGACGGAUAAGCCUAACCACUGUGGAAUGUGCAUCUCCACCAUGACCUACAGGAUGCGCCAGAACGCGCGCGGCAUUGUCGAGCGCAUGGCACAGAUCGGCGACGUGAAUGGGCAGCCUACGCUCGAGGAGCGCCGCCAGGAGGACCGUCCGCUGGUUCCUCCGCCCAUCGAGGCCGUCCGCGCCACGUUCUACGGGGGCAACCUGUCACCGCGCACCUUCUGCACGCCUGGGAAGUGGGAACAUGGCGAGCUGACGGGGCCAGUGAUCCACAUGGACAUGGGCAUGGCGUCAAGCAGCGCUAGCCCAGCGAGCGGCGCGCAGCCAGCUAUGGCACAACCUGUUGGUGCUCCUUUCCAUUUGCAUGGGUGGGUGGCGUCAGACAUUGACACGGGCGUGCUCGAGGUGCACGGAGCAGCUCGCUUGCGAUCGAUGGGCGUGGAAAUCAAGAAGCUCGACAUCUUCGAAUUACAUCGGGGGGACUGGCUCACCCAGGUGCCGAGCCUCAUCUUCAUGUCCAACCUAUGCCCUCCGACGGGCCGUAGGGACUACUUGCAGUGGCUUUUGAAGAAGUACUUGCAGUGGAACCCGAGCGCAUCAGAGCGCAGGCUGCACUACGAGGUCAUGUGCUUCGAGGCGGUCAUCGCACAAUGUCCAUCUGCGUCUGUUGUGACCAUCAUGCGGUCGAACGAAGCUCGCCGUGGCGGGGGCACUCCCGUCGUCGAGGCCCAGAUGGGGCACGUGCCUGGCUACGUUCCCAAGGAGUGCAACCAUGAUGCGGGAGACGACCUGAGGCCUCUGGGCGGCGGCGGGACCAACAGAGUGCGCAUGAAGCUCCACGGCCCCCUCAGGCCGAACGAUUUCAUCUCGCCAAACGGUGACGGCAGCAUCAACGUAGUUGCGCUGUGUGCUGCAGCCACGGCGAAUCGGAUGAAGGUGCUGUUCCUUGGCGAGUGGGACGGGUCAUUGUCCCUCGGGUGCGCGGUUGGAUGCAUGCACCACCAGACGCUCGAUCGGGAACUGGGCAUCGGAAUGGUCUUUGAUCGGGGCAUCGUGCCAAGGCGUUCGUUGAACAACCAGCGCCCAUCCACAUACAAGGAGUUCUACGAGUACGCGAUGCAGUACCGCGCGGUGCAGAUCGUCGAUGAAGCGACGCGCAUGAAUGCUCCUUGGCCUGAGGACUGGGAGGACAGACUCAAUCCAUACGUCGGCCUCAAUACGGCGUGCAUGUGGCAUUGGGCGCAGGGCUUCCCGUUCGCAGUGCUGGCACUUCCCUCUCGCAGUGCUUGCACUUCCUUGUCGCAGUGCUUUUACUUCCCCUCGCAGUGCUUGCACUUCCCUCUCGCAGUGCUUGCACUUCCCUCUCGCAGUGCUUGCAUCACUUCCCUCUCGCAGCGCUUCCCGUUCGCAGCCCAUUUCACCUCGAAUUCUUUGAGUUCCAUACUUGACAAGUUCUGUAGAGUUCCAUACUUGACGAGGUUCAUGAAGCUGAUGGAGCAGAUCAAGAUCAAAACCAUGGUGAUCAAGACUCUCGGUGCCCGGCUUCGCAGCCUCAAAUGUGCAGCUCGCGGUGGGGUUCACCAUUUGCAGAACGCCAUCACGCGGGAUUCGGACCACGAUAGGCUGAACCAGCAGAUCCUGGAGCGAAUGGAUGACGAGAUGUCCACGGACACGGUGGUGCUGUUUGGGGUCAACGUGUCCGUUGAGCUGUUUGGGGUCUACGUGCCCGUUAGAGUCUACGUGCCGUGCCGUGCCAGGAUACCGGUGGUCACUUACCGUUCGGACGAUUUGCCGUGGAAUUACCAAAAAGAUGUCAUGGUGGAGUACGAGGUGGUACAGAAGCAGAGGUUAGUGAUCCAGCUUCGGUCCAAGCGGGAUCCGCCCGCUGACACAUCGCAGAAGCGGCGCGAUCUGCUCAAGCGCCUGAGGGAUGACAGCCCGAAGCCGACGCCGCCUCAGGAGAAGGGAUCUAUGAAAGUGCGGAGGUGCUCUCCAGUGAGCAAGGCAGAGGAAGGCGAGGAGAUAAACUCGUCGCAAGAGGAUGUUGCCAAGGAGAAGAAGGACGUUACCAAGGAGAAGGAGGUGGCGCUGGAGGCCCCGCCGCGAGCAGUUACCGUGUUGCCAGAGCAGGGUGCGACGCCCACGGUGGUGGAGGGCACGGACGAGAUCACGGAUCGCGUGCUCAAGAAGCGCUUUCUCACGCUGCUCAGGAAGCUCAAGUUCCAGAAGCUCAAGACUUGGCGUCUCUCAGUCAGGAACCGCGUGAUGCGCACCAGGUUGAACGCGAUCUCUAACGCGUCGCAAGUAGCCCUGACAGCAGACGACGUGGCGGCCGAGAAUGACUUGGAGCAUCUAAACAGGAAGCCGAAGUGCGACUUCUGCGGCGAGUGCCAGGACGGCGGCCAGUACUUCGACAAGGACGCCUGCAUGAAGUGCUACCGCCACUGGAAGAACCACCACGGCUACAUCCCGAGGGCAGAUGCCGUGAAGAUGUACCGAGAGGACGACUGCUUCAAGGAGUGCUGGAACAACGGCAUGAAGGCCGAGGCAGACGGGUCCAUCUCGCUCACGGUCGGCGAGGGGGAGGUGACAUCCAACAAGAGGUUCCGCGUCGUGUACCGCAUGUCCUUCCUCCCCCUCAAGCACGGCGAGUUCAAGGCCAAGUUCGGCGUCUCCCCCCACGCGCUCAAAGUGAAACCCACGAGCGUCACUGACCUCGAUGGCAAGGCUCGGAGCGUCUACCUGGUGAGGAACCCAGCGAGGCCAGACGUGGAGAUGGACAUUGAGAGGGUCGAAGAGGUGACCAAGAAAGACAACGUCUGGAAGACCAAGGCGGUGUUCGAGAAUGAGGCUGCGAUGUUCUACGACAACGAGACGGAGAGGGUUCGCGACGAGAGCGCGCUUGGCUUCGCGAAAGCGCUCACCGAGGAGGAGAUCAGGAAGAGGGCCACCAAGGUCCCUCCUGCUCAACCCGAGGGCGGUGGAGAAGACGAUGAUGAUGACGGCAGCAGUCACUCGGGCGACAGCGACGCCAGCGGCGGGUCGGGCGACACCAGGGGGCCAGGUGAGCCUGGUGGGGGCAGUGGCCUAGAACCUGCCUCCAACGCGCGCCAUUCCCUGGUGGAUCUCUCGGUGGAUUCCAAGGCGACGGCGCCACUUGCGGCGGGCCUGCUCACUCCUGCCAAGGGUGCCAAGAGCGACGUCAUAUCGGUGCUGGGCGGGGGGAGUCAGUCUGGUCGCAAAUAUACCUUUCAGCGCGGCCCCUCUUCCGCCUACGGCGGGGCAGGUGAUGAUCUCGACGACGGCCCGCCCGCCAGGAACGCCAAGGAACACGCGGCGAAGCUGAGCAUCUGGUCCAUCCUGGAACUCAAGAAGAAGGGCACCCAGAUGCGGAACGCCAGGGAGUUCCUGCAGAAGGAGCCUGACGCACCCGACGGUGAUAUGCUGCAGGAGAAGAUAGAGUUGGCGGCCAGGUGCACGCAGUUUCAUCGCGGCGGCGUCUUCGAUUGCAGCCUCACUGAUUACAACAAGACCUGCGAGGACUUGCGCAACCCUGGAGAAGAGAUCCCCGCGGUUGCCAGGCAGUACAUCCUCGACAGGCGCAUCAAGAUCUGGCAGGAGGACCCAGAUAGCUACAACAAGUUUGAUGAGAUCAUGGACAUCGUGUUCCCUUGGGACAGGGCGAUGGCGAAGGACAAAUCCUCGGAGAAAGAUGCAGGUGGAAUGGGGCCCUUCGCGUGUACGUACGACCCGACGAACCCCAAAGUGCGUGCCUUGGACAUCUCCGACUCGGAGAAAGCUCUGAAGUUCGGUGAGACCGUAGUUAAGGUCAUACUGGCGCCGAUGCUUAAGAUCGGCCAGAGCGGCGCGCAGCAGGUGAUCAACUUCUCCAAUGGCUUCCUGGCCGACUUGCUGAACAUGCCAGACGAUGGCGUGGAAGAGACAUUGGCCAACGUGGUCACCGAGCUGCUCACGUGCUUCAGGGGGAUCCUGGUGAUGAUGUUCCAGACGGUGGACGGCGGCGGGUCCCACGAUGACUUCUCCGACCUGGCGACGCCGCCGAAGCAGUACACCUUAGCCCAAUCGCUCGCCGCAACCAUCCGCUCACAGCCAUACUGGAAUGGUCAGAAGGCUAACUACCUGAAGUACCGGAAGCCUCGCGAGAGGGCUGAGCCCCGCCUCCAGGAGAUCAAGACCGCAUUGGCGCCAGGUGCAACGGCCGUACCCCUGGACACGUUCAAGACGUACAUGGAGAGCAUCUACAUGCUGAAGGGCGAGCUGCCUGAGGAAGCGUUCGAUGGCAUCAUGGGUCCGAUGAGGGACUGCGCAAUGCACAAUCUCGCAUCCAUUCACGAGAAGCUGAGCUCUGCAGAUGGGCCGUUGGACGACUUGCGCAAGUAUGAGACGUUCCUCGCGGUGGCAGUCAAUCUUUUCCCUUCGGAUGGCGACUUCAAGCAUGCCAUGGAGGACGUGCGGGAUAGGAAAGCGGGGGCUGCGAAUGAGACGUUGCUGAAGGAUCUGAAGGCGGCGUGCGAGGCCGCCGAGGGGGCGACCAACUUCGAGGAAUUCGUGGCCAAACAGGAUGCGUUGGGGUUAGCGUUGACGGCCGCGAAAGGGCUGCACGAGUACCCGAAGCUCAGCGCGCUGGGCGUGGACUCAGCCACCCUCGUGAUGGUCGACGGCAUCGUCGCGUCUCUCUGUGGCCCUGACGGCUUCGCGGAUGCCGCUUGCACCAAGUCGCUGGUCACCAACCUGCACUUGCUGAAGCCGUGGGUUCCAGCGAGCGCCCGUUCCAUGAAUGGCGUCUCCGUCUGCUCGUUCCUCGAGGUGUUCGGCGAGGCGCUCGGCCUGGCCGAGCGUCGCCAUGCGACUGAAAUGAAGCACGGGAGCUCGGUCGAGGACCUCGCGAAGAAGAUCCCGCUGGAGGAUGUGAAGGAGAUGAUCGCGCUCGUCGGCCCCUUCAACACGAAGCUCGACGCAUUGGACGUGCAAUUGACACAGAAAGGCGCCGCCAUCAACGCUGCUGGCAUCCAAAAGUGCAUGACGAGCAUGCAUGCGUUCAUCAGUGGCAUCGUCGACCAGAAGCUGAACGACAAUAAGAUCAGGAUCGAUGACUUUUCUGGCGACGCUGAGGUUUUGACGACUUGGGCAGGCGGCUGCAACGGUAAGAUCUGGUCGGACAAGCUCAAGCCAGCUGACAAGAACAGUCUGGCUGCUACGAAAGCGUGCUACGACAAGACGCUCGGGAACAUUCCAGCCAAGACGUUGGUGGACCUCACUGCUCAGGUGGAAGAGAAGUGGAAUCAGUUGAAGGAGAGGAAGACGAUCCUCGAGGCGGGCCGUUCGCAGACAGGGUUCCCAACAGAUCAGUUCGUGGUCGAUGCGUUCAACGUUGUGCAGAGGGCGCUUACGACGAUCUUUGAGGGUAAGGUCAUCGGUGCCGUCGAUGCGUUGAAAGGCAACCUGGUGCAGAUGAAAACAGCGAUCGGCGGCUACAAGAAGAAGGCUUCGACUUACGACCUGUGGGAUGACAAGCAGUUGCAGAUAUGGGCGAAGGUGGUUCCAGCAGUUCUGGAGAUCGAGAAAAAGGCAAUGGCGAUGAUAAUGAUCUCUCUGAAUUUCCCCAAUCGCACGUACCGGCUUGCCUUCGAUAGCAUUCGAGAUAACGACAUGUCCUACAUGGGUCGGAUGCUGGGCAUGUGCCCGAGGUGCCGUUUCGACCCCUGGACGUUGAAGCUCGUUGAGCACUACGGCGAUGACAUCUGCACCGAGCGCGCCGUCAUCGACGUUGUCACCAGGGCAAUGCACGAGGAAGUUGACAAUGCGAGAAGGGAGGCUACUCAUGCGAGCAUCCGUCGGGACGUGAUCAAGGCGUCAUGCCAAUCGCCAACGAUAGAGCUCGGUUUGGCCAGCGGCCGCUUCGUGGACAGGAAGGGCAAGCAGAUCUGCGACUGCAAAUCCCUGGAGGCCCGCGGCGAUGACCAGACUGGGGAGGCUAGCGGCACCGAGGAGCCAGCGCCGAAAAGGUCCAGGGGGCCAUGUGGAGGCGCAUGCAGGGCGUGGCUGAGCGAGCAGCUCCGAGGCGUGCCCAGAGCGGAGCAGGACCUCAAGGGCAUCCACGACGCGUACAAGCAGCAGACGCCAGAGGAGAGGCUUAAAUACACUAAGGAUGGAGCUGCAGCCACGCAAGCUGGUCGAGAAGGAGUUGCAAAACCAUUCGGCCCCGAUGCUCAGGAUGUUCAGAGGGCCUUGCAUCGCGAUGCGCGCCGCGAAGAACUGCGGGUGAUGAAGGAAUGCGUUGCCGACCGCAUGAGGGCGCAAGUACAUGACGAACAGCAGCCGCCGCAUUUGUCAUAUUCGAGCUUGGCUGUGCUGCCCACUGGUGCUAAUACAUUCGCCUGCAUUGCAGACGGCGUCGCACAGGCCCGCAGGACCAGGCACAUCGCAGACAAGAAGCGCGCGCUGGAACAGAAGCUUUACGACGAGGCCUUGGCGGCGCAUACAGGGCAAUCUGAUGUUUCGGCCGAGACAUUGGAAGUUGUUUCUGGCGUCUGCAUGUCGGGUUUGCCACUCACUACGGCAUGGGAGCACCGACCCCCUUUAACUUCGACGGUCAAGUCAGCUUGCUGGAUGCCUCGGUCAGCCAGAGAUUUGGCCAAGCUCGUGGCGAGCCUAGACUCGUCGUCCAAUCCCGCUUGCAGGCGCAUUGCUUCGGUCCUGGACUCGGAUUGGGAGACGCGCCACCUCGUCGUCCAGCAUGACAAGUGCGAACAGUUCGGCAAGAUGCCAAAUACACGCUCGACGUGUUGGAUUAUCAACCGCUGCUGCUGCCGCGGGGAUAAACUUCUACUUAAGGCCAUGGUGUCUGGACUGUACGCGUGCCUCAGUCGAGAUUUUCCGACAGGUAAGCCUGCUAGACACGAUCUGCAGCAAGGUUGGUUUGUCGCGUGCAUCGUCAGUCGGGCGCCUGAGCCAUUGGCGGAGGAAGAGGCGGAGGAUCACGUCACUCAAACAUGGUGGUUGCACAUUUCGUUUCAGAGCCUGAGCCCUUUAUUUGCAGUGUAUACGGGCAUGUGCUCAGACAGUUCCAUCGAGGACGACUUUGUCAAGCUCGAGGCCGAGGAGGCCAUUUGCUGCGACUACGACGUUAUGGAUAACAUAAGGGAUGAAGUUGGAUACGGGGCUGCGUUGCAUCGCCGAUAUUAUCGCCUCAUCGCUUCUGAAGCCCUCGUCGGCGCGACCCAGCCGAAGUUCCAGGAGGCGCGCGCUGUCGGGGAGGAGCUGUGCUUUUGGCCUGGGUCGGUGAUUUACAAGAGAUCGGCUGCCUUCCUAAGGUCGCAAGCAGCUGCUCGCGGCGGCGCCCCUGGGCACGGCGGUGACCUGCACGGCGCCGGGGGCGAGGGUGCAGAGGUUGGCAUCGACAACGGGGACGAGCACAAGGACCAUGGAGACCUCGACGUUCACGUCGACGGCAUCCACGGCGAGGGGGGUCUGCAUGUCCCUGCUGAAGUGCACCUCAACAUCGGAUGCGGCGAGAUCGUGUACUACGCGACCACCCAGAGGUUCGUGGCCUACUGCAGGGACUGCGGGCACGCCAAGUGCAGUCGUGAGCGGACGGCGCUUGCAGGGAACCGGGCCGCCACAGGUCGGCCUGUAGGCUUCUUGGCGGCCUGGCUCUUGGACGGCCACAACUGGACGGAUAAGCCUAACCACUGUGGAAUGUGCAUCUCCACCAUGACCUACAGGAUGCGCCAGAACGCGCGCGGCAUUGUCGAGCGCAUGGCACAGAUCGGCGACGUGAAUGGGCAGCCUACGCUCGAGGAGCGCCGCCAGGAGGACCGUCCGCUGGUUCCUCCGCCCAUCGAGGCCGUCCGCGCCACGUUCUACGGGGGCAACCUGUCACCGCGCACCUUCUGCACGCCUGGGAAGUGGGAACAUGGCGAGCUGACGGGGCCAGUGAUCCACAUGGACAUGGGCAUGGCGUCAAGCAGCGCUAGCCCAGCGAGCGGCGCGCAGCCAGCUAUGGCACAACCUGUUGGUGCUCCUUUCCAUUUGCAUGGGUGGGUGGCGUCAGACAUUGACACGGGCGUGCUCGAGGUGCACGGAGCAGCUCGCUUGCGAUCGAUGGGCGUGGAAAUCAAGAAGCUCGACAUCUUCGAAUUACAUCGGGGGGACUGGCUCACCCAGGUGCCGAGCCUCAUCUUCAUGUCCAACCUAUGCCCUCCGACGGGCCGUAGGGACUACUUGCAGUGGCUUUUGAAGAAGUACUUGCAGUGGAACCCGAGCGCAUCAGAGCGCAGGCUGCACUACGAGGUCAUGUGCUUCGAGGCGGUCAUCGCACAAUGUCCAUCUGCGUCUGUUGUGACCAUCAUGCGGUCGAACGAAGCUCGCCGUGGCGGGGGCACUCCCGUCGUCGAGGCCCAGAUGGGGCACGUGCCUGGCUACGUUCCCAAGGAGUGCAACCAUGAUGCGGGAGACGACCUGAGGCCUCUGGGCGGCGGCGGGACCAACAGAGUGCGCAUGAAGCUCCACGGCCCCCUCGGGCCGAACGAUUUCAUCUCGCCAAACGGCGACGGCAGCAUCAACGUAGUUGCGCUGUGUGCUGCAGCCACGGCGAAUCGGAUGAAGGUGCUGUUCCUUGGCGAGUGGGACGGGUCAUUGUCCCUCGGGUGCGCGGUUGGAUGCAUGUACCACCAGACGCUCGAUCGGGAACUGGGUAUCGGAAUGGUCUUUGAUCGGGGCAUCGUGCCAAGGCGUUCGUUGAACAACCAGCGCCCAUCCACAUACAAGGAGUUCUACGAGUACGCGAUGCAGUACCGCGCGGUGCAGAUCGUCGAUGAAGCGACGCGCAUGAAUGCUCCUUGGCCUGAGGACUGGGAGGACAGACUCAAUCCAUACGUCGGCCUCAAUACGGCGUGCAUGUGGCAUUGGGCGCAGGGCUUCCCGUUCGCAGUGCUGGCGCUUCCCUCUCGCAGUGCUUGCACUUCCUUGUCGCAGUGCUUUUACUUCCCCUCGCAGUGCUUGCACUUCCCUCUCGCAGUGCUUGCACUUCCCUCUCGCAGUGCUUGCAUCACUUUCCUCUCGCAGCGCUUCCCGUUCGCAGCCCAUUUCAUCUCGAAUUCUUUGAGUUCCAUACUUGACAAGUUCUGUAGAGUUCCAUACUUGACGAGGUUCAUGAAGCUGAUGAAGCAGAUCAAGAUCAAAAACAUGGUGAUCAAGACUCUCGGUGCCCGGCUUCGCAGCCUCAAAUGUGCAGCUCGCGGUGGGGUUCACCAUUUGCAGAACGCCAUCACGCGGGAUUCGGACCACGAUAGGCUGAACCAGCAGAUCCUGGAGCGAUUGGAGGACGAGAUGUCCACGGACACGGUGGUGCUGUUUGGGGUCUACGUGUCCGUUGAGCUGUUUGGGGUCUACGUGCCCGUUAGAGUCUACGUGCCGUGCCGUGCCAGGAUACCGGUGGUCACUUACCGUUCGGACGAUUUGCCGUGGAAUUACCAAAAAGAUGUCAUGGUGGAGUACGAGGUGGUACAGAAGCAGAGGUUAGUGAUCCAGCUUCGGUCCAAGCGGGAUCCGCCCGCUGACACAUCGCAGAAGCGGCGCGAUCUGCUCAAGCGCCUGAGGGAUGACAGCCCGAAGCCGACGCCGCCUCAGGAGAAGGGAUCUAUGAAAGUGCGGAGGUGCUCUCCAGUGAGCAAGGCAGAGGAAGGCGAGGAGAUAAACUCGUCGCAAGAGGAUGUUGCCAAGGAGAAGAAGGACGUUACCAAGGAGAAGGAGGUGGCGCUGGAGGCCCCGCCGCGAGCAGUUACCGUGUUGCCAGAGCAGGGUGCGACGCCCACGGUGGUGGAGGGCACGGACGAGAUCACGGUCGCGGGCGCGUCGCUCCUCACGGGCUUCGACGAGGCUCUUCACGGCCACGGUGGUGAAUCGUGUCCGCCAGACGUCGCUCGAGAGAGUUCCCGUCUCGCCCUCGCGUCGCAGAUCUUAGAGGAGGAUAUCCCCUUGCCCGCAUCUCCCAAGAACUCGAAGGAUAAGAACGACGGCCUUUUCGAGGAUUCGGAUGACGCCCCCGCCAGGAAGACGCUCAAUGACAUUCUCCGUCGCAUUGGCAUCAACCCUGCUGACGUUAGCAGCCAUGUGGUGGAUGUCAGCCAGGAUCGCGUGCUCAAGAAGCGCUUUCUCACGCUGCUCAGGAAGCUCAAGUUCCAGAAGCUCAAGACUUGGCGUCUCUCAGUCAGGAACCGCGUGAUGCGCACCAGGUUGAACGCGAUCUCUAACGCGUCGCAAGUAGCCCUGACAGCAGACGACGUGGCGGCCCAGAAUGACUUGGAGCAUCUAAACAGGAAGCCGAAGUGCGACUUCUGCGGCGAGUGCCAGGACGGCGGCCAGUACUUCGACAAGGACGCCUGCAUGAAGUGCUACCGCCACUGGAAGAACCACCACGGCUACAUCCCGAGGGCAGAUGCCGUGAAGAUGUACCGAGAGGACGACUGCUUCAAGGAGUGCUGGAACAACGGCAUGAAGGCCGAGGCAGACGGGUCCAUCUCGCUCACGGUCGGCGAGGGGGAGGUGACAUCCAACAAGAGGUUCCGCGUCGUGUACCGCAUGUCCUUCCUCCCCCUCAAGCACGGCGAGUUCAAGGCCAAGUUCGGCGUCUCCCCCCACGCGCUCAAAGUGAAACCCACGAGCGUCACUGACCUCGAUGGCAAGGCUCGGAGCGUCUACCUGGUGAGGAACCCAGCGAGGCCAGACGUGGAGAUGGACAUUGAGAGGGCCGAAGAGGUUACCAAGAAAGACAACGUCUGGAAGACCAGGGCGGUGUUCGAGAAUGAGGCCGGGAUGUUCUACGACAACGAGACGGAGAGGGUUCUCGACGAGAGCGCGCUUGGCUUCGCGAAAGCGCUCACCGAGGAGGAGAUCAGGAAGAAGGCCGCCAGGGCGACGGCGCAAUUUGCGGGCCUGACCACUCCUGCCAAGGGUGCCAAGAGCGAGGUCGUAUCGGUGCUGGGCGGGGGGAGUCGGUCUGGUCGCAAACAAUCCUUUCAGCGCGGCCCCUCUUCCGCCUACGGCGGGGCAGGUGAUGAUCUCGACGACGGCCCGCCCGCCAGGAACGCCGAGGAACACAUGGCGAAGCUGAGCAUCUGGGCCAUCCUGGACCACAAGAAGAAGGACACCCAUAUGCGGAACGCCAGGGAGUUCCUGCAGAAGGAGCCUGACGCACCCGACGGUGAUAUGCUGCAGGAGGAGAUAGAGUUGGCGGCCAAGCGCACGCGGUUUCAUCGCGGCGGCGUCUUCGAUGUCAGCCUCACUGAUUACAACAAGACCUGCGAGGACUUGCUCAACUCUGGAGAAGAGAUCCCCGCGGUUGCCAAGGCGAUGGCGAAUGACAAAUCCUCGGGGAAAGAGAAAGGUGGAAUGGGGCCCUUCGCGUGCACGUACGACCCGACGAACUCCAACGUGCGUGCCUUGGACAUCUCCGACGCGGAGAAAGCUUUGAAGUUCGGUGCGACCGUAGUUAAGGUCAUAUUGGCGCCGAUGCUUAAGAUCGGCCAGAGCGGCGCGCAGCAGGUGAUCAACUUCUUCAAGGGCUUCCUGGCCGACUUGCUGAACAUGCCAGACGAUGGCGUGGAAGAGACAUUGGCCAAUGUGGUCACCGAGCUGCUCACGUGCUUCAGGAGGAUCCUGGUGGUGAUGUUCCAGACGGUGGACGGCGGCGGGUCCCACGGUGACUUCUCCGACCUGGCGACGCCGCCGAAGCAGCACACCUUAGUCCAAUCGCUGGCCGCAACCAUCCGCUCACAGCCAUGCUGGAAUGGUCAGAAGGCUAACUACCUGAAGUACCAGAAGCCUCGCGAGAGGGCUGAGCCCCGCAUCCAGGAGAUCAAGACCGCAUUGGCGCCAGGUGCAACGGCCGCACCCCUGGACACGUUCAAGACGUACAUGGAGAGCAUCUACAUGCUGAAGGGCGAGCUGUCUGAGGAAGCGUUCGAUGGCAUCAUGGGUCCGAUGAGGGACUGCGCAAAGCACAAUCUCGCAUCCAUUCACGAGAAGCUGAGCUCUGCAGAUGGGCCGUUGGGCGACUUGCGCAAGUAUGAGACGUUCCUCGUGGUGGCAGUGCAUCUUUUCCCUUCGGAUGGCGAGUUCAAGCAUGCCAUGGAGGACGUGCGGGAUAGGAAAGCGGGGGCUGCGAAUGAGACGUUGCUGAAGGAUCUGAAGGCGGCGUGCGAGGCCGCCGGGGCGACGACCAGCUUCGAGGGAUUCGUGGCCAAACAGGAUGCGUUAGGGGUAGCGUUGACGGCCGCGAAAGGGCUGCACCAGUACCCGAAGCUCAGCGCGCUGGGCGUGGACUCAGCCACCUUCACGAUGGUCGACGGCAUCGUCGCGUCUCUCUGUGGCCCUGACGGCUUCGCGGAUGCCGCUUGCACCAAGUCGCUGGUCACCAACCUGCACUUGCUGAAGCCGUGGGUUCCAGCGAGCACCCAUUCCAUGAAGGGCGUCUCCGUCAGCUCGUUCCCCGAGGUGUUCGGCGAGGCGUUCGGCCUGGCCGAGCGUCGCCAUGCAACUGAAAUGAAGCGCGGGAGCUCGGUCGAGGACCUCGCGAAGAAGAUCCCGCUGGAGGAGGUGAAGGAGAUGAUCGCGCUCGUCGGCCCCUCCAACACGAAGCUCGACGCAUUGGGCGUGCACUUGACACAGAAAGGCGCCGCCAUCAGCACUGCUGGCAUCCACGUGUAUUUGACGAGCAUGCAUGCGUUCAUCAGUGACAUCGUCGACCAGGGGCUGAACCACAAUAAGCUCAGGGUCGAUGACUUUUCUGGCGACGCUGAGGUUCUGACGACUUGGGCAGGCGGCUGCGACGGUAAGACCUGGUCGGACAAGCUCAAGCCAGAUGACAAGAACGGGCUUGCUGCUACGAAAGCGUGCUACGACAAGACGCUCGGGAACAUUGCAGCCAAGACGUUGGUGGACCUCACUGCUCAGGUGGAAGAGAAGUGGAAUCAGUUGAAGGAGAGGAAGACGAUCCUCGAGGCGGGCCGUUCGCAGACAGGGUUCCCAACAGAUCAGUUCGUGGUCGAUGCGUUCAACGUUGUGCAGAGGGCGCUUACGACGAUCUUUGAGGGUAAGGUCAUCGGUGCCGUCGAUGCGUUGAAAGGCAACCUGGUGCAGAUGAAAACAGCGAUCGGCGGCUACAAGAAGAAGGCUUCGACUUACGACCUGUGGGAUGACAAGCAGUUGCAGAUAUGGGCGAAGGUGGUUCCAGCAGUUCUGGAGAUCGAGAAAAAGGCAAUGGCGAUGAUAAUGAUCUCGUGA